This is a messenger RNA of Oenanthe melanoleuca, 567 nucleotides long. It is a transcript of the gene FIGLA, whose product is annotated as folliculogenesis specific bHLH transcription factor. The coding region runs from base 1 to 567 and encodes 188 amino acids. NCBI's taxonomy places the organism in Eukaryota, Metazoa, Chordata, Aves, Passeriformes, Muscicapidae. Gene Ontology annotation, biological process: regulation of transcription by RNA polymerase II; developmental process. Gene Ontology annotation, molecular function: RNA polymerase II transcription regulatory region sequence-specific DNA binding; protein dimerization activity; DNA-binding transcription factor activity, RNA polymerase II-specific. The transcript has 3 exons. The record is from RefSeq and is a predicted model, not a curated record.
AUGGAGACGGGAUUCGAGCAGCAGCGCCAUCCCCCGGGGGUCCUGGAGCACUCAGGGACCCCAGAUCCCUCCGGGCUUUUGGGGGCCCCAGAGCCCUCAGGGCUCUCAGUUUCCCUGGGGGUCCCUGAGUCCCCGCAGGUCCUGGAGCCCCUGGUGGUCUCAGAGCCCCUGGUGGUGUCAGAGCCCCCGGGGGUCCCAGAGCCCCUGGUGGUCCCGGGGGCCCUGCAGCCCGCGCCGCCCCCCGAGCUGCUGGAGGCGCUCCUGGCCCAGCGCUUCGGGCCGCUGCCCCGGCCGGCCACCAUCGCCCGCCUGCGGCGCGGCCCUCACGGCGGCUACGAGCCCAGCGGGGACCCCAGCGAGGUGCUGGAGCGGCGGCAGGCGGCCAACGCCAAGGAGAGGGAGCGGAUCCGGAACCUCAACAGUGGCUUCUCCCAGCUGCGGAGCCUGGUGCCGCUGGUGCCGCGGGACCGCCGGCCCAGCAAGGCAGACACGCUGCGGGCAGCGGCAGAGUACAUCCGCCUGCUGCGGGGCGUGCUGCAGGACUGCCAGGUGGGACCCCAAAACUGA